AUGCCCCACGCAACGCUGCCCUCGCCGGGCUUCCAGGCCCUCAUCCUCUGCGGGCCCGGCGCGUCCUUUAGCACCUUCACCUCGACCCCCAGCGACAUGCCCAAGGCCCUGCUGCCCAUCGCCAACCGGCCCAUGCUCUGGUACCCGCUGGAAUGGUGCUACCGCAUGGGCGUGACCGACAUCACCGUCGUCACCCCGCCAGAGUCGCUCGGCGCCAUCGAGGCCGCCAUGUCGCAGAACCCCCACCUCACCUCCCUCCCCGCCCCGCGCCCAGAGCUGCUCGCCCCCAAGCACCUCACCCACGAGACCGGCACCGGCGACCUCUUCCGCCUGCCCGAGCUCCAGGCCGCCAUCAAGGGCGACUUCAUCGUCCUGCCCUGCGACCUGGUCUGCGAGCUCGACGGCACCGCCCUGGCCGACGCCUGGAUGGUCGAGCAGGCCGGUUUCCCCGGCGCCGUCGCCGGCGAGCAGGACAUGGGCCGCAAGACCGCCCUGGCCGCCGGCGGCGAGCGUCUCGGUCGCAGAGGCGGCCUCGGCGUCUGGUACCAGACAAAGGGCGAGGGCAGCAUUAAGGGCGAGGAGACCGACUUCAUCGCCACCACGCCCCUGCCCACCCCCAUCGUGCCCCCGCCCGCCGCCUCCCUCCGCCGCCACAUGGCCAACCUCGUCUACUCGGUCCCCACCGAUACCCUCAACGACAUCACCCAAGAGCAGAAGACCUUGCCCGUCCGCCACUCGCUCAUCCGCAAGCACGCCCGCGUGCGCAUGCUCACCACCCACCGCGACGCCCACAUCUACUUCUUCCCCUACUGGGUCGCCGAGAUGAUCCGCAACAACGACGGCUUCGAGAACAUCAGCGAGGAAGUCUUGGGCUGGUGGGCCAAGGCCGGCUGGCAGGACGGGCUCGGCGACAAGCUGGGCCUGCGCGACAUCUUCCAGCGCUCCGACGACGCCAGCUCCGACGGCUCUCAGGUCGUCGACGAGGACAUCGACGUCUCCCGAUACAGCACCACCUACUCGCCCGCCGCCGCCGCCACAAACGGCGCAGGAGCACCCUCCAUCCUCGCCUCGCGCGUCCUGGGCUCCUCCAGCAUACCCGACAGCGCAAAGUCCCUCACGCCACGACCAAAGCUCACCGUCCCGCCCAUCCUCGCCUACGUCCAGCCCUCCGCACCCACAAAUCCACUGAUUCGUCGUGUCGACACCGCACACCUCCUCCUCACCGUCUCGCUGCGCCUCGCCAAGCUGCCAGAGGACAGCGCCUCGCCUUUCGCCUUUGCCAACAAGAUCGCGCCGUCCACCGCGCACUCGAUACCCAAGAAGUGCAGAGUCGAAGCCGAGAACAGCCUGCUCGCCGACAACGUCGACGUGGCCGAGAAGACCAACAUCAAGGAGACCGUCAUUGGGUCCAACUGCAGGAUUGGCGAGGGUGCCCGGCUGCUGAGGUGUCUGCUGAUGGACGGUGUGGAAAUCGGCGCCAACGUGCAGCUCACAGACUGCAUCCUGGGGCGGCGCUGCAAGAUCGAGGGCGGAGCCGCAAAAGACAACGACAAGACGGUGCUCAAGGAUUGCGAGGUGCAAGACGGCCAGGUGGUCGAGUGGGGCACAGAGAGCAAGAACGAAAAGUUUAUGCGGUUCAGCGUCGGCAUGGGCGAGGAAGGCGACUUUGGCGACGACGGCGAAAUGGACGAUGCUGGCGACGCCCUGGAGCUGUAG
Messenger RNA from Ascochyta rabiei, 1716 nucleotides. Its product is annotated as Translation initiation factor eIF-2B subunit gamma. Bases 1 to 1716 code for a protein of 571 amino acids. NCBI's taxonomy places the organism in Eukaryota, Fungi, Ascomycota, Dothideomycetes, Pleosporales, Didymellaceae. The record is from RefSeq and is a predicted model, not a curated record. Gene Ontology annotation, cellular component: eukaryotic translation initiation factor 2B complex; guanyl-nucleotide exchange factor complex. Gene Ontology annotation, biological process: cytoplasmic translational initiation. Gene Ontology annotation, molecular function: guanyl-nucleotide exchange factor activity; translation initiation factor activity. The transcript has 2 exons.